CUGGCAUAUGUAAACAAAUCAUGCCGCAGUUAAAAUUGCUCACCUCUCUCUCCUUAGGAGAAGUCUCUUUAUUCCAAUACCUGUCUAAUCAUUUUGCUCCUAGAUAUUGUCAGUAGCACAUUAAAGCAGGAUUAUUAUUCUCAGGAGAAUAAUUACAACAGAGACCUGGUACACUUACAGAACCAUGUUACUACUUUACAUUUGUAAAGUAUUGCUGUUCAUUUUAUCAGCAACUAGUGGUUCAUUAUCAAUCGAAUGUUUCAACUGUUCUAAUGUCCUCAACUUGAGCGAAUGCAACACAACUGUCACAUGUAACGAUGGACAGGUAUGCUACAAAAGUCAAGGAAAGACCGACCAAAUAAUGUACGAUUUUGGAUGCGCUGACAAACUUAACUGUGCGAGCAGCAACUCACAAAAGCAAAAUGUAUCGGAGCUAUUUCAAGCAGAUUCCUGUUUUGAAUGCUGUUCAGAAAACAAUUGCAACAAACAUCUGUGUGAAAAACUUUCAGUUUGCAAAGACAAGUCUUUAGAGUGUGCUCUUCUGAACUCAACAAUCACCAUUUGUGAAAAUGCAAAAGAGGCUAAAAUAAUUUGUAAGAAAUACUGCAAUCUCUGUCACAUUGUUGACGGAAAAUGGUCAAAGUGGUCGGAGUGGGCAAAAUGUGACGUCACCUGUGGAAAUGGAUCACUCAUACGUCAUCGUGAAUGUGACAGUCCGGCACCUAAACAUGGCGGUCUUGAAUGCCCCGGAGAUGGUAUUGAUAAAAAGCCAUGUUUUGCGCAUUUAUGUCCUGCACAUGGUGGCUGGAGUAAAUGGGAGGGCUGGGAAGAAUGUUCAGCAACAUGUGGUGUAGGAAUGAGGAGUCGAAAACGAUCGUGUACCAAUCCACGUCCACAUCGAUUUGGAGAUCACUGUUUUGGUGACAGUAUCGAAGAUAAACUAUGCAAUACAAGAUCUUGUGCAGCACAUGGUGGCUGGAGUAAAUGGGAGGAUUGGGGAGAAUGUUCGGCAACAUGUGGUAUAGGAAUGCGGAGUCGAAAACGAUCGUGUACCAAUCCACGUCCACAUAGAUUUGGGGAUCACUGUUUUGGAAACGGUAUUGAAGAUGAAAUGUGCAAAACAGGAUCUUGUGCAGUUGAUGGUGGCUGGACCGAGUGGAGUCAAUGGAGACAAUGCCCUGUUUUAUGUGGGGUAGGACUUCAAAGCCGUACACGAUCAUGCACAAAUCCAUCUCCAGCAAAUGCAGGCAAGCAAUGUGUUGGACAAAACUUCGACGUUAAACUGUGUUAUAGUGGGAUUUGUGGUGACUAUUAUGAUAUCUAUAUUAAAGCUUAUUAUACAUAUACAGGGAGGUAUGACGGUGCUCUAUAA
This is a messenger RNA of Ruditapes philippinarum (Manila clam), 1372 nucleotides long. Its product is annotated as A disintegrin and metalloproteinase with thrombospondin motifs adt-1-like. The transcript is spliced from 12 exons. Bases 185 to 1372 code for a protein of 395 amino acids. Lineage: Eukaryota; Metazoa; Mollusca; Bivalvia; Venerida; Veneridae. The record is from RefSeq and is a predicted model, not a curated record.